GAACCUUCGAAUGAAGUAGAAGACGACUACUAUUUUGAUGAAAGAGAAUAUAGGCGUGAAGAUCCUCCUGACCCCCUUUUUAAUAAUGAUAUACACUUUGGGGCUGGUGAUGCUGAUUGUAGUGAUCAAGAAAGAUAUAAUAAUGGUGAAAUUGAAUAG
This is a messenger RNA of Racocetra fulgida, 159 nucleotides long. The record is from the annotation of a GenBank genome assembly. NCBI's taxonomy places the organism in Eukaryota, Fungi, Glomeromycota, Glomeromycetes, Diversisporales, Gigasporaceae.